GCGGGGAGCGGAGCGGAGCGGUGCGGAGCCGGAGUGGAGCCGGAUCCGGAGCGGCGGAGGAUGCGGGGCGCCGCGCGGGUGUGGGCGCUGCUGGGCGGGCACCUGCAGCCCACCCUCACCUACUGGAGCGUCUUCUUCAGCUUCGGGCUCUGCCUCGCCUUCCUGGGGCCCACGCUGCUGGACCUGCGCUGCCAGACGCACAGCUCGCUGCCGCAGCUCACCUGGGUCUUCUUCUCGCAGCAGUUCUGCCUCCUGCUCGGCAGCUGCCUCGGCGGCCUCUUCAAGCGCACGUUGGCCCAGUCCCUGAUCGCCCUCUUUGCGUCCUCCCUCGCCAUCUCCGUGGUCUUUGCCAUCAUCCCCCUGUGCCACAAUGUGGUGCUGCUGGCUGUGGUCAUGGCUGUGGCAGGGCUUGCCAUGGGCUGUAUCGACACCAUCGCCAACAUGCAGCUGGUGAAGAUCUAUCAGAAGGACUCGGCCGUCUUCCUGCAGGCCCUUCACUUCUUCGUGGGCUUUGGAGCCCUGCUGAGCCCGCUGAUAGCUGACCCCUUCCUCUCAGAGUCCAACUGCAUCCAGUCCAAUGCCACGCUCAACGCCACCAGCAACCUCCCCCACAUCCGCAAGUCCCUGGUCCCCCAUCACCCCGGGAACUUCUCGCACUACGACCUGCCCAUGGAAGGAGUGGUGGUGACGCGCGUGUCCUAUGCCUUCUGGAUCAUGGCCCUGAUCAACCUGCCAGUCCCCAUCGCCGUCUUCUUCCUGCUGUACAAGGAGAGGCUGGUGCCUUGCCUCAAGAGCAGCAGCCCCCCACUGCUCUCUGCAGACGAGCUGGCGAUGGAAACGCGCCCGGUCGAGAGGGACACGCUUUCCGCUGGGUCACGGACAGCCCAGCCGGACGGAGGGCACAACGACUUAUUUAGCUGCUGCCAAAGCAAAAACUUCCGAGGGGCUUCUUAUUCCUACUUCGCCGUGCACAUCACAGGGGCCCUGGUCCUCUUCAUGACAGAUGGGAUCACGGGGGAAUACUCUGGGUUCAUAUACAGCUACGCCGUGGAGGAACCUCUCUCAGUGGGACAUAAGAUGGCCGGCUACCUGCCCAGCCUGUUCUGGGGAUUCAUCACGCUUGGCAGGCUCAUCUCCAUCCUGGUGUCCUACAGAAUGAAGCCCACAACCAUGGUCUUCAUAAACGUGGUCGGAGUGCUUGUAACUUUCCUCCUGCUCCUGAUUUUCUCCCACAGCGUUGCCUUCCUGUUUGUGGGGACAGCAUGCCUGGGCCUGUUCCUCAGCAGCACCUUCCCCAGCAUGCUGGCCUACACCGAGGACAUCCUGCAGUACAAAGGCUGUGCCACGACGGUGUUGGUGACUGGCGCUGGCUUUGGAGAGAUGACGCUACAGUUACUGGUGGGGUCGAUUAUCCAUGAGCAGGGCAGCUACAGUUUCCUGGUCUGUGGGAUGAUCUUUGGAGGUUUGGCCUUUACUUUCUACACUUUCCUCCUGUUUUUCCACAGGAUGCACCCCAAGCCCUCAUCAGAUCCGGAUGCCUCACCUGACAAGCCAACAGUAACAGACGACUCUGGACUUUAUCAGCAAUAAGGCAGCCCGGCCCUAGGUGAGGGUUUGUCUAUAUUAGCAAUAAACACCUGCAAACAAUUGAGCGUUAUUUAUAAGGAUGAUUUCACAUUGUGGCUAAAUUGCCCUUGUGUUCUGCAAUCAAAAAUCAAAGCCAACAGCCACCUUCCAAGACGAAGAGCAGCAGGAUGUUGCUCGUGUCUCAGACUCGUGCAUUCAGGAAGAAUACAGAGCAGCAGACUGAAACCAGGCCCCUGUCUUCUAGGAGAAUGACAGAACAAAACUUGUAAGUUGGAUUUCCCAGCUUCUGCCAAGACCAAGACGGGGGUUCUGCGUCUGUCCCUAAUCCGUUUGUAGUUUGAAGUAUCCCCUUUGUUCAGUCACUAGAUUUCUUGGAUGCUGGAAAAUUUCUGUCUCCACAGUCCUGAUGACCAAACAGCAUCCUCUAAGUACUACAGAACCACCUUCAGCAAACUGCUGCACAGAGCAGCACAACCUUCAAAUGGCGAUUCCCUUUGGGAACGCAGGCACGCACUCCUAGCAGGAUCUGGCGAUAUUUUUGCACAGUGGGUAGUUGUUGUAUAUUCUAUGGUACCAGCUCUGUUCACCGAGGCAGUCCAAAAUCAACAGGCUGCAGCAGGCUGAGUAUUUAACUCAUUAAUGUCUGUAGCAGAUGAAAGAAUGAGUUACGAUGGUUUACUUUGCUCAAGUCAUUAAGUUCGCUGCUAUAGUGUCUGUCUGUAGGAACGCUGGAAUUGAAACUUCCAUCUGAAAUGGAAGCAGAGGGGAUCCAGCUUCCAGCUGUUUGAUCUGUGCAAUCCCUACUAGAAAAGGUGCCUUCCCUGAGGUACUGCAGAAACCCAGGAAUGCUGUUACAAGCAAGUGAUAGCCUUGAGAAAAGGACUUUGACUGGGGGAGGAGUGUGAAGAGAUGUAUGCAACGUUAGUGCAACUGGACUCGUUUUUGCUCCCAACUGCUGUAUGAGGUUGUAUAUAUGUAAGUGUGUAUAUACAGCAAUGUUAAUUAAAGAAGUGACGGAUUGCUAUAUUCUCAA
This is a messenger RNA of Alligator mississippiensis (American alligator), 2620 nucleotides long. RefSeq names its product major facilitator superfamily domain containing 4A (gene SLC60A1). The coding region runs from base 61 to 1590 and encodes 509 amino acids. NCBI's taxonomy places the organism in Eukaryota, Metazoa, Chordata, Crocodylia, Alligatoridae. Gene Ontology annotation, biological process: transmembrane transport. The transcript has 10 exons. The record is from RefSeq and is a predicted model, not a curated record.